Molecule: messenger RNA, 2218 nt
Organism: Penaeus monodon (black tiger shrimp)
Lineage: Eukaryota; Metazoa; Arthropoda; Malacostraca; Decapoda; Penaeidae
Source: RefSeq, a predicted model, not a curated record
UGACAGAUAUUUAAAGUGAAAGUUUCUAGUGCGCGGAAAAUUUGAAUCUGGCCAUAGGCGCAAGUGAUUAUCAGAAGCACGAGUCGAGCGCCAAUUCAGUUUCCAGUUAGUGAAAAGUGAAAACACCGGUUCAGAAAAAUAAGAGAAGUGAAUAAUAACAUCCAACAAAUAGCAAAACAAAUCCAUUCAAAUACUUAAGUUACGCGAGUUAGAUGUCAGACACACAUAUGGCAACAUUGUCACGCUUGACCAGUGGAAAGAGAUAACCCUAUCGCCAAUCCCCCCCACGCCACCCCCACUCACAACUCCUGGGCACGAAAAAUGACCACGACAGUUCGAUGCUGUGCGUGUACUACCCGUAAUUGCUCAAACUGCAUAUGUGCAAGAAGUCACAGAUCAUGUACAAACUGCAGAGUAGGUCCAACAUGUCAGAACAAAGACCAUAUACACGAGGAAAGAAUAGAGGAGCAGAUGGAAACCGCAACAGGCCCACAACAGGAGGAGGACACGACAGAGCAUGGAAUACAGCAACCGGCAACCCAAGAAAGAGGAGAAGACCCCCCGAGAAGAUACUGGCAAGCGAUGUCGCUAGAUGAGGCAAAAGCGGUCACGGAAAGCAUAUACAGAAAAAUAAUAGAAUUCUCUCCAAACAACAUAUGCGAAAUCCCUAAAAGUAAUGCGACCAUUGAUUUCAUUAAGGAGAUGGAGUUCCUAAUAAAGGAAUACACGAAUGGCACUUUUCUCCAAUCAAUCGCCUUGAAAGUAGUAGCAAUACUUCCACACCUCAUCUGUCAGAAAACGCAUAGUAAAGCCAAAACUUCAGAUAAUAUAAAAGCCAUAAAGAGAAGGAUGGACAAAUGGAAAGAGGGCGAUGUAGACGGACUAUUAAAAGAGGCCGAGGCUCUCCAACAGAGAAACAGGAGAGCAAUUAGAAGGAAGAAGGAAAUAGACAGGUGUACGAGAUUCGCUAACAUGAUGCAACAAGGCAAAGUUGCAAAGGCAGUUAGGCUCCUAUCACCUGAUGAAUGUACAGGACCCCUCCCUCUGAACGAAGACACACGUCAGAUGCUGCGGGAGAAACACCCGCCUGCAAGGGAGGCUGCGCCGGAAACGCUGUUCCGGGGAGAAUACCAUCCACCGCCGCCUGAGAUCUUCGAAAGCAUCACCGGAGAAAAAAUCAGGAGACACGCACUCAACACCAAGGGAGCAGCGGGACCCUCGGGACUAGAUGCAGACGGAUGGAAGAGCAUUCUGAGCACCAGCAGAUUCGGGAAUGCAGCAGGCGAUCUAAGUAAGGCAAUAGCAGAUUUAGCAAGAAAGCUCGCCACGGAAGAUUGCCGAUAUAUUGAGGCAUUAACAUCAUGCCGUCUCAUUGCUUUAGAUAAGCGACCAGGCUGUCGACCAAUCGGGAUCGGAGAGGUUCUGAGAAGAAUUAUCGGCAAAGCCAUAAUGGAAGUCGUCGGAGAUGACAUCAAAAGAGCAGUGGGCAAUCUCCAAGUGUGCGUAGGUCAACCAGCGGGAUGCGAGGCUGCCAUCCAUGCCAUGCGCAAAAUAUUCGAAGAGCCCGAAUGCGAGGCGGUACUGAUGGUGGAUGCUGCGAACGCUUUCAAUAACAUCAACAGGCAGGCCACCAUACAAAACAUCAAAAUCAAAUGCCCCAGCUUUGCUCAAUAUGUAUCCAACACGUACAGAGAACCGGCAAAGCUAUACAUUAACAACAUAGAAACAAACACCAGUGAAGUGAUGGCAUCAUCCGAAGGAACAACCCAAGGCGACCCCGUGGCAAUGGCCAUGUACGCAAUCGGCCUGCUUAAGUUGCAAGACCAACUGGAACACAGCAAAACGAACAUCAAACAAGUUGCAUACGCCGACGACCUCACAGGAGCCGGAAAAAUAAAGGACCUUCGAAGAUGGUGGGAAAUAGUUGAAAACCAUGGCCCUCCACAAGGAUACCACCCAAGUGCAAAUAAAUCUGUUCUAAUCGUUAAGCCAGAACAUCUCGACCUUGCCAAGGAGUCUUUCCGAGACACGGAUAUAAACAUAAAGGCAGGUGGGGAGAAACACCUCGGAGCAGUUUUUGGGCACUACAGAGGCCAAAGAGGAAUACGUGAGGUCGCAGGUGAACAAAUGGAAAAGCGAGCUGAAGACUCUAACAAGCAUCGCAAAAUCAGAACCGCACUCAGCUUACACGGCCUUCAUUUUCGGUGUAAAAAAUAAA